AUAUAAGUUUACUCUUGCAGAGAUUAAAGAUUGGCUAAACAAACAGGCUAUACAUCAGUUAAAUUUCAAGACUCUGCAGAUGAUUGUUCAUCUAUCCUCAUUUAGGCCGAUUCAAAGCAGAAAUCAUCAGCUUGGAAGAAUUUACUAA
Messenger RNA from Funneliformis geosporum, 148 nucleotides. Lineage: Eukaryota; Fungi; Glomeromycota; Glomeromycetes; Glomerales; Glomeraceae. The record is from the annotation of a GenBank genome assembly.